AUGGAGAAACUCUUGCCUGGCAUGGAAGAAACUUCAAAUCUUGAACACAAUACAAACUUCGUGCUUAACUACCAAGUUCCCUCGCUUAUCGUCAAACCAGAAAAGAACGAAGAUACUAGCGCAUUUCAGCAAGAGAUUGACGCCUACAACUCGCUUCAAGGAACCGUGAUUCCAACUGUUCUUGGCCAAAGAUCUUUCUGUGGCCGCCGCGAGCUUUGUCUCUCUGAUGUGGACUGGAUGACUCUGUACGAAGCUGCUGAAGUUGGCAUGAAUGAGAAGACAAUCGAAACUCAUCCUGAGGAAGCAUUGUAUGCUCUGUGGGAAUGCAAAGCCGAGUAUAAUGAUGAGAAUCCGUGCAACUUCUAG
Messenger RNA from Penicillium bovifimosum, 366 nucleotides. RefSeq lists its product as uncharacterized. The transcript has 3 exons. The coding region runs from base 1 to 366 and encodes 121 amino acids. The record is from RefSeq and is a predicted model, not a curated record. NCBI's taxonomy places the organism in Eukaryota, Fungi, Ascomycota, Eurotiomycetes, Eurotiales, Aspergillaceae.